UCGUUUCUUAGAACAGCCACUCCUACGGCAUCACCGGCCAGCUUAACUGAGAUGAUUGAAUUUCCGCUGUGAUAACAGCCAGCGUUAUCUUGUUUGUAAUAAGCCAUUUCCAGGUCUGGAAUUUCCCUUUUCAGGGUAGUGAGGCAGUCAAGCAUUAUCGAAGCCACAGUCACACUGUCUUGAGCGCAGCUUUGAAAUACGUGAACAAGUGUUUGCGAUUCAAAGUGCUCAGAACCCUCUGACCGUCUUAUGGCAACGCUAAUGUGCCAUGGCAAUCCUCGUUUCGCAAACCAAUCUGACUGUGCCUCUCGAUAUUUUCGGGGCAUAUAUUUCAUUGCCCAGUACUAGACUAACAGCACCCAUCGGCUGUCGAGUUUGGCUAAAACUGAAUGCUUUGUCUCAGCUUGGUGGACUGAACGUAGCUGAUGGGCUUUCCAGCUAAUGAUAUCAUCCCUUGCCUGUUUGAUAGUAAUGGCAGGAAUAUCAAAGUCACUCGCUUGUUCAUCAACCUGACAAAAAAGUGAACACAUUGCUUUGGAUGGCUUCGAAAUGAGAUCGACCGUGUGCAAGCACGGGGUGUCGUGUAUAAAAGCGCAAGUCGCAAAGUGACCUGUUGGACAACCGUCUACAAUGUAAGAGGAUUAUUUAUCCAUUAUUUUGUUUAUGUGAAGAAUUUAUUCAGUCGAUACCUGUAUCAUUCCAAAACCUGGGCCUCUAUAAAGCAGUUUAAGUAAUAACUCCUGGGUAAUCCAGGUAUUACAUAUUGUGGGAGAAACUAUUGUUAAUACAAACCUCUUAUUGUCUCCUAAUUUACUAACUUAAUAAAUAGCUUGAAAUUACCCUCAACUCCAGUGAUGUCAGUCAACAGUCUUGCCUCUUUAUCAUAAUUCAAAGUCACUCUAUGUUCCGUACAGUUAACGCGGGAAUAUACAAGCCAAGUUUUUUAACAAUACUGACAUUCAUCGGCUAUGUUGCAUUACUCCAGUCAAGAAAAGGGACUUUUAGCACUGAAGGUUUUGUGGAUUUCAUCAACAACCUGACCUGCAGACUCAUUAAUCCAAGCAAAUCUGAAAUUGGCAUCACCAAAAACAUCCUCAACCACAUAAACAAAGUAAUUUAAGAAACCAAGGUGAACCUGUGGAAAAGUACUAACAACACUAUAGAAUGGUUCAAGGCAAUCCCAGAAAAGGAAAAGCACGCAUUUAUCACCUUUGACGUGUGCGACUUCUAUCCAUCCAUAUCUGAAGACCUGCUACUGAAUGCGUUAGAUGAUGCCUCCAAAUUCACCACAAUCACUCAACAAGACCGCCAAAUUAUCAUUCACGCAAAAAAUCACUCCGUUACCACCAAAACUCUCCAUGGACCAAGAAGGAAACAAAGGACAAGUUUGAUGUUACAAUGGGCUAAUAUAAAGGAGCAGAAAUGUGUGAAUUGAUAGGAAUGUACAUGUUCUCCUUGAUCGCAGCUAAAUUAUACGAUGAGGUUGGACUGUACCAUGACAAUGGUCUUUCAGUUUGCAAAGCCAUACAUGAAGCCGAACAAAAAACUAUCGUACGUCCACCGACAGAGCAACCACCACCAGCAUUACUAAAACACAUACCACUCAACAUCGACAAAAGGCUAACUGACAUUUUACCCAGCAGAGAAAUAUUUGAAGAAUCAAUUCCCCCUUACCAGCAAGCACUCAAAGAAAGUGGAUAUGAUCACAAACUGACAUACAAUUCAGAGCCCACUCCAAGAAACAAAAGAGAAAAAGGGACAUUACAUGGUACAAUCCAAUAAUAUAUAUUAUAUAUUAUAUAGGUGGUGAUCCUAGGGAAAGGAGGCAAUCAGUUGCUCAAAAUCCUCUCCCCAACCUUACUCUUCGUAAAUUUUCACAGGGGAUAGGGCCGUGCAUUGCCAAUCGACCAGGGGGUAGUGAGGUGUUCCUGAUUGCAGAAAAAUGUUAUGUACAUCUCCUCGGACCUAACCACAUGAAGGUCAAUUAUCAGCUGCAUUGCCAGCAUGGUUGGUUCAGUGGCUGAGUGGUUUAGGCAUCCGACCAGCAAUCUGGAGACCCAGGUUUGAUUCCUGGCUGAACCACAUUUUUCACUCAUUUCUUUAGUUGUGUAAUUUCUGUUCCUUCUUAACAUUAUUUAUUAUUAUAUAUUAUAUAUGAAUUAUUACAAAAUGAAUACAACUGCUUACAGCAAGCUAAUAAAGGAAAAUGGAACAAAAAGGUACAAGAAAUCAAGUGGCAAAGUUGUAGAGAAGUUGAAUGCACAGUCUGCAAAAAUAGCUGAAAAUCUUGAACUGGGCAACCGCAUUGAAAAACUAGGCGAAAAGGAGGAGGCAUUUCUAACUUUAAAAGAUCACAAACCUGCAUUCCACGACCACCUGCCCUGCCGCUUAAUCAAUCCAUCCAAAUCUACAAUCAGUGUGAUAAGUAAACAUAUCCUUGAUGAUAUCAACACAACCUUCACCAAUAAAACGAAGAUCAAUCAAUGGAAAAACACAUCUGGUGUUCUCAAAAGGUUUAACGGCCUGCAACCCAAAGAGUCGCUAUCUUUUAUAUGUUUUGAUGUGUGUGAUUUUUACCCGACAAUAACCGAGAAGCUACUCCACAAAGCGCUUGAUUUUGCCAAUAGUUACCGACCCAUCAGCGAACAUGAACGUGACAUAAUAAUCCAUGCUAAAAGGUCACUGCUGUUCAGCAUAAACAUCCCUUGGGAGAAGAAGACCUCCAACAACCGAUUCAAUGUAACUAUGGGGUCAUUUGAUGGCACAGAAACUUGUGAGCUGGUGGGUUGCUACAUCUUAUCACUUCUAACUGAAAAGUAUGGAAAUAGCAUUGGUCUUUAUUGUGAUGAUGGGCUGUCCUCAUUUAAUAAAACGCCACAAAAGAUUGAAAAGUGUAAGAAAGAUAUCUGCAAAAUUCUCCGUGAUAAUGAUCUAAAGAUCACAGUGGAGGCCAACCUAACCAAGGUCAAUUUUUUAGAUCUUACCCUCAACCUAAAAAGCAGGAAGCACUUGCCAUACACAAAAGAAGGAAAUACCCUGCUAUACGUACUUAAGCAAUCUAACAUCCCCCUUCUAUUCUAAGAAACAUUCCUGAAUCCAUCAACAUGUGUCUUUCAGAAAUUUCAUCUGACAAGGAUUGCUUCAACAAGGCCAAAGGUGCAUACCAAGAUGCACUUAAUAAAAGUGGCUGCAAAUACAACCUGUCAUUUAAAACCCCAACCUCUGAUGCGUCACAAAGGAGCAAGAACUGCCAAAGAAACAUCCUGGGGUUCAAUCUGCCAUACAGCCAAAAUGUAGAAACGAAAGUCGGUAAAUGCUUCCUCCAAUUAAUUGAUCAAAAUUUCCCUAAAACCAACCUGCUGCACAAAAUCUUCAACAUGAAUACUCUAAAGCUGAGCUACAGCUGUAUGACGAACGUAAAAACCAUUAUCUCCAGCCACAACAAAGCCCAGAUUAACAAACCAUCAAGCCAAUCAGAAGAAAUUGAUAACAACUGUACUUCACCCUGAGGAAGGCUGGUGUAUCUGGCCGAAAUAUAGGUGAAGGAUAGAAAACAUAUUGUUUUACUCUUCAUUUGCGCUGUUUUCAUAUUAUAUACUAUGAAGAGGAUAUGACAUUGGAUGUGUGCGAUAGAAUAUAUAUAGUUUGUACAAAGGAGAAUGGACUACAUCUGUUCAUUUGAAUCCUCUAUUGACCUGUCACAUUUCGGCUUACCCCUCUUCAGGGGUCUAUAUAUAUUAUAUGUAUUUGUCUGCGUUUAUGAAAACAAUGUUAAUGAAAUCAAGUGGUUUUUAUUAAUUUUUCUUUGUUAUUGUUUAUUUAUUUAUCUUUUUAAUUUCCUUAUGCUAGCAGCUUGUAACUCUUCCCUAGCAUAAAAUGUAGAGGACUUCUUGCUGCAUGUUUUGUUUAUUUAUCUAUUUUUUUCAUUAUUCAUCGCUACCCCUCCCCCAUCCCCUUUUCAAUCGGUGUUAAGUUUAGCCCAGACU
Molecule: messenger RNA, 3986 nt
Organism: Orbicella faveolata
Lineage: Eukaryota; Metazoa; Cnidaria; Anthozoa; Scleractinia; Merulinidae
Source: RefSeq, a predicted model, not a curated record